Ambispora leptoticha is the source of this 1560-nucleotide messenger RNA. Lineage: Eukaryota; Fungi; Glomeromycota; Glomeromycetes; Archaeosporales; Ambisporaceae. The record is from the annotation of a GenBank genome assembly.
AUGAUAAAACAGCCAUUAGAAAUAUUAGAAAAAUUCAAAUUGGUCAAUGGCACAAUAAUUAGUAAAUAUUCAAUUGAACAAUCAAUUGAUACUGCAAUAUGUUCACCAAAACCAAUAAUUAAAUACAUGAAGUCACAAAACAUAAAGAUUUCACACUCGUCAAAAAUAUGUGAUUCUUUUAUGCUUUCUUCGGGAUUAGAAAUUGAUGAAAAUUCAGUCGAAGAUUUAAAGAAAUUUUUCAUGCUCUUCAAUAUGAAUUACAGAAAAUAUUCAGAAAAUCCAAUUUUAAAUGAUCUAGAAACGUAUGAUGUCUAUUGUGAAAUUACGAGUGAGCAAGCUUCGAUUGAAUAUAGUAUUCAAAGUAUUAAAAUAACUACUGAAUUAAAGGACGAUAUUGAAGAAGCUUUGGAGUCGAAUACACCAAUUGAGGAUUUAAAAAAUGUUUUUGAUAAAUUCGGACACAUAUUUACCACUAAGAUAAUAAUUGGUGAUAAAUUGCAAAGAAUAGUACGUUUUAAUAGAGAAAAGAAUAAGAAUGAAAAUGAAAGUCCAAUCUAUUUAUCAGAAUUCAAUGUAACAGAUAAUGAUUUAUUAGAGAAUGAAAUUUUAAACCGUUGGAAAGAGGAAAUUCACCCGCAUGACCCUUUGUAUUUAUGGAUGUCAAAUGGUGAUCCAAUUGAAAUCAGUCAAAUUCCAAAAUGGCUUGACACUAUUCCAUUAUUCGAAACAGAAUGGCAUAUAAUCAAGCGCAUCGUUAUCCCAAUGUAUAAAAUUCUUGAUAUCAAUCAACAGAAAAAAAUUGAAAGGCUUUUCAGUAAACAAGAUCAUAUUCUAAUGACUGGUACAACUACAAUUUUAGCCAUUAACACUGAAACUGGUUAUCAACGGAUAACAUUUGAUAACGGUUUAAAGAGCAGCAAUUAUCAAAUUUUUGGAAAAGUUGUGGAUGUUAAUGGCCAAAUAAUCCCAAAUUUUUAUGUGAAAUUUUGUUUAAAAUCAGAAUAUGGGUUUUCCAUAGAUUGGAUUCGGACAAACUCUAAGAGCUUACAAACAUCAUAUGAGCUUAAAUGGCUGUUAAUUGGGUGUCCAAGUGAAAUCGGCUAUUUUGACUCCACAACUCGUGAUAAAGAAAUUAAAACUGGGUCUACAGAAUUGAAGAUCACAUCAAAGAAGAAAGCAGCUCUGGAAAAUGAAGAGAUAACACAACAGUGGUCUUGCCGAAUAAAUGUUGAUAAGUCUCUUUCUCCAACUUCAGUUGUUUCAUUCAACGUCGAAUAUCCCACCACACGAAAAACACCAACUUUUACAGCAAGUUAUCAAAUAUCACAAGGAUCAAUUAUCGAGGUGAAAGUUGAGCCAAUCAAAGAUGAGUAUGUUGAAUGUUUGAAUGAAAAUGACGAGAUCACAGUUACAAUUCAAUGUGAUUUUAUUAUGGACAGAGAUAUCGUAAAUACCGGGAAGACUGUACUUUCGAUUAUUUAUAAAGUCAAGGGACAAAAAUUUGAUUAUGUAUUUGUAAAUCGAGUUGUCAAGAUCGUUCGCGUUACAUUAAAGGAUUAA